Molecule: messenger RNA, 921 nt
Organism: Myotis lucifugus (little brown bat)
Lineage: Eukaryota; Metazoa; Chordata; Mammalia; Chiroptera; Vespertilionidae
Gene: NPAS1
Product: neuronal PAS domain protein 1
Biological process (GO): regulation of transcription by RNA polymerase II
Molecular function (GO): protein dimerization activity; DNA-binding transcription factor activity, RNA polymerase II-specific; RNA polymerase II transcription regulatory region sequence-specific DNA binding
Source: RefSeq, a predicted model, not a curated record
AUGGCGGCCCCCUGCCCCGGCGGCGGCGGCGGAGAGGUCAGAUGCGGGGCAGGGCGCGGGGGCGGCGUCCCGUGGGACUUUCUGCCGGGGCUCACGGUCAAGGCCCCGCCCGGACCCUGCUUGCAGGCUCAACGCAAGGAGAAGUCCCGCAACGCGGCGCGCUCGCGGCGCGGGAAGGAGAACCUGGAGUUCUUCGAGCUGGCCAAGCUGCUCCCGCUGCCCGGGGCCAUCUCCAGCCAGCUGGACAAGGCGUCGGUCGUGCGGCUCUGCGUCACCUACCUCCGCCUGCGCCGCUUCGCCGCGCUCGGGGCGCCGCCCUGGGGGCUGCGAGCCACCGGGCCCCCCGCCGGCCUCGCCCCAGGCCGCAGGGGCCCCGUGGCACUGGUCUCCGAAAUCUUCGAGCAGCACCUGGGAGGACACAUCUUGCAGUCCCUGGAUGGCUUUGUGUUUGCCUUGAGCCAGGAGGGGAAGUUCCUCUACAUCUCAGAGACCGUCUCCAUUUACCUGGGUCUCUCACAGGUGGAGCUGACGGGCAGUAGCGUCUUCGAUUACAUCCAUCCCGGGGACCACUCAGAGGUCCUCGAGCAGCUGGGACUGCGGACCCGGACCUCCGGGCCCCCUACCCCGCCCUCCAUUCCCUCCUCUUCGUCCUCUUCCUCCUCGCUUGCCGAUACUCCUGAGAUCGAGGCCAGCCCCACCGAGGUGCCCGCCUCCUCCCGGGCCCAGGAGCGCUCCUUCUUCGUCCGCAUGAAAUCCACCCUCACCAAGCGCGGUCUGCACGUCAAGGCCUCGGGGUACAAGGUGGGCGUGAGCUCCCUGCACAGCCUCUGGCCCCGCGUCCUCGCCACCCCGCGAGCUCCCGCACUCCUGCCGGCCCCUGCCCCCGCGCCCCGGCGCCUGCGGGGAAAAAGGGUCUCUUAG